Owenia fusiformis is the source of this 3506-nucleotide messenger RNA. Lineage: Eukaryota; Metazoa; Annelida; Polychaeta; Sabellida; Oweniidae. The record is from the annotation of a GenBank genome assembly.
AUGAAAAGAAAAUGGAUGAAAGUACUGAAUGCCAGUCAUCAUAGAUAUCAAGUGGUGUGUUCCAGUCAUUUCAACAAAGAUGACUUCUGUUUAUCAAGUGUGUUACAAAGGACUUUUGCUCAAGAGCAAGGCUUACCCCUAACAAAAUUACGCCUAAAUACAGAUGCAGUUCCUACUCUAAAGGUGGAGAGGAAGCCGAGUACCUGGCAACGCAAACAGGAGGUAGAUGAUAUAAUUAGAACAUAUGAAAAAGAAUCUGCUGAAAAGGAGAGCCAACUGUCUGCUAUGACUGUUAAUAAGUUUAGACCAAUAGUUGAUACUACAGCUUGGUCUAGCCCUACAGCUGAUGCACUAACUAGGCCUAGCCCUGCAUCUGAUCCCAUAGUUAAGAUUAGCCCUGCAUCUGAUCCCAUAGCUAAGAUUAGCCCUGCAUCUGAUCCCAUAGCUUGGAUUAACCAGGAAGCUGAUAUUACUGCAGUUGAUACUACAGCUACAACAGCUACAUAUAGUCAUGAUGCUGAUACUACAGCUACAGCUAGCCAUGAAGCUGAUAUAACUAGAGCUAGCCCAAGCCUUGAAGUUGAUGCCACAGCAAUGCCUAGUCAUGAAGCUGAUAUUACAGCUAGCCUUGCAGUUGAUGCCACAUCUAUGCCUAGUCAUGAAGCUGAUAUUAAAGCUAGCCUUACAGUUGAUGCCACAGCUAUGCCUAGUCAUGAAGCUGAUAUUACAGCUAGCCUUGCAGUUGAUACUACAGCUAGGACUAGCCCUGUACCUGAUGCCACAACUAUGCCUACACUUACUUGUGAUCAAAGGACUAUCACCAAUAAUGAAAGAUGGGAAAGGAUUGUACUUUGUAACUCAUUCAGAAUGAUGAAACAUGUAGCAGCCUUGAGGCAUGAUACUUCUAUAUCUGAUAUGGCCUUUAGAUUGGAGGAUGGUACAACAAUAAGUACACAUAAGUUCAUAGCUGUCGCAUAUAGUAGUGUCAUCAAGAACACUAUCAAAGUCAGUGGGAAAAAAGGCUACAAUUACUUCACAUUUGCCCUGGAUGGAAGUUCCACCAUAGAAGGAGUUAAUGGGUUUUUAGAUUUCAUUUAUGGAUGCAAGCUUCAUGUGACCAAUGAAAACUAUGACCAGAUUCUCCACAUAGCUGAGUUAUUUGAUGUGAAAGACCUAAAAGAAACCCUCAAUUCAAUUAUUCGGGAUAAUGUAAAGAGUCAAAAUGGUGGUGUAAUUCCACCUAAGUAUAUCAAGCAAGAAAAUCAUGAUGAACAUGGGUUAUUUGGAGAGGGUACUAACAACCAAGGUAUGGGCAACAAUGAUAUGCACCAAGCUAUAGACCACAAAGACAUUAAACAAGAAAUAGAUGAGAAUUUCAUCUCAACUACAGAAGAACAUCCCUGGGAUGAAUACCUCAACAGACAGCAUCAGACAAAUGAUUAUCAUGCACAAGAAGAGACAAAAUACAAACCCCAUUAUGAAUAUUUAACUUCUGAAAACAUUAACAAUGAUGAAGCAGAGAUCCAUAAACCAUCAAUUGCUUCAAAUGCCACAAAUUUGAUAGCAACUGUGAGGGACCAUACAUAUAUGUCCAAACCUAAACCCAAAACUAUGAUAUCUCUUCUGAAAGACCCUCUCAUAUACAAGUCUGACUCAAAAGAUAAAUAUAAAACUAUGAAUUCUCUUUUGAAAGAGCCCCCUAUAAACACAUCAGACUCAAAGGAGUGUUCUGUAGCAACCCCCCAUCAGAAGUCCUUUAUUCCAUGUCAUCUCCAGACAUGGGAUGGUGAUGAUAAUGUUAGCAUAGAUGGUGAUAAGCUCAACCCAGAGGUUGGUGGCCAAGUAAAAGAGGAACCUAUUGAAGAAAAUGACUGCACUUCUUUAGAAGACACUCUGUCAGAGGAGGAAGAUGAUUUUGAUUAUGAAAGUCCCAGUGAAGAAAGUGAAGAAGAUUUAGAGAAAAGAGAGAAAGAAGAGAAAGAAGACCCUGAUUGGAAGUUUGAUUCAGAUGAGGACAAGGUGGAAGAUGAAUGUGAAGAUAAUGAUGAUAAUGAAUUCUUUGAUGAAGAAGCAGAUGACAGAGGAAAUAAAGGAGCUCUUUUCAGAGAAAAGUAUCAAUAUGAUAUGGUAGUAGGUGACUUCAGGUGUGGCUUAUGUCAGGAAGUACUUGAUACUAAGAGAGACCGUAGAGAGCAUGCUGAGACUGAACAUGGCAAAUACCUGUGUCCACUAUGUGAUCACUACUCUAACACCUUGGAGGAGUGCAACCAACAUAAGCAGUCUCAUUAUGUAUUUACCAAAACUGAUGGGGAUGAAGGUAUUUUCUUCUGUCCAGUGUGUGACUUGAAAUUCACAUCAAAACAUGUGUAUCUAGCACAUGUGACCACUACACAUAUUGUUAAAAAUAAAUCAAAGCUAGUGCCACAUGCACAUUGUGUUGUAUGCGACACUUGGAUACCUACUAAGAUUUUCCGAAAUCAUAUGGUAGAUGAACAUGAAAUAAAGAAAUGUAAAAUAUGUGACGAGGAACUUGAUGGCAUUUCAGGAAAUGCAAUAGAAAACCAUUUGUUUGAACAGCAUGAUGUUCAGGGCUAUGAAUGUGAAAUUUGUAACUUCACAACUCAUUCCUUUCAAGGUUUAAAAAGACAUUUGGUACACAAACACAGUAUAGAUGGAAAGCCAAAAUAUUUUUGUGAAAAGUGUAAUAAGUCAGUUUCCAACAUCUUUCAACAUACGUUAGUUAACCAUUCUUUAGAGGUGUUCAGCUGUGAAAUCUGCAACAAAAAGUUUAAAUCUCAGGAAAAAUUAGACAAGCAUAAGAAAGCGUGUAAGCGUGGGGAAAAAAGCUCGUGUGAAGUUUGUGGGAAACAAUUUACUCGCUCUGAUAACCUUGUGACUCAUAUGCGGAUCCACACUGGUGAGAAACCAUACUGUUGUGAGAUAUGCAGUGAGAGAUUUGCGCAGAAACAUUCUUUUGACUGGCAUAUGGAAUCCAAACACUCAAUGAUGAAAUACAAUUUCAAAGAAAAGGAAGCAAUGAGAAACCGAAAUAAGAAAAGCAAAAGAAAAAGCUCAAUUUGUCUGGAGAGUGAAACUGGAAGUAAAAGAAAGUCAAAAAAGAAAAACUCUGGUCACUGAGCAAUUAUUCACUCGACUUCAGCAAAAUUUUGACUGCAUCUUGAAAAAACUUUUAUCAUUUUAGAAAUACAACUUUGAUCUAGCUAUUCAGUUACAAUAUUAAAUAUCAACUACCAAUCCUGAUAAAUUAUCAGAUUACAAACACAUUUUCUGCCUGCCAAAUAUAAGAUAGGUCUGUACAGGGCCGAGAUUUAUUUUACUCUCUAUAUUAAACAACUCUUAAGAAAAGUUAUUUUAAGGUCAUGAAAAAAGGUUAUUUAAUGGGAGAGUGAUGGAAUAUGAAUUGAAUUAUUUCAAACAGAAAUAAUUAAUCUUACUAAAAUGAGAGAAAUCCCGGGAAUAGUUCUGAUACAGGAUUUUGGCUGAUA